AUUGCUUCAGUGGGUGCGGAAAGGACAACCUGUCCGAUCACAAACGCGAUAGACUUCCCAUAUCCUUGUCAGAAGUAGUGCUGAUCGACGUCAGUGGUGCUGAAGACAGUGUGUAAGACAACGUCUUCCUGGCGUACAUUGAGUCUUAAAGAUUGCCUUCGUCUUUUAAAAAAGUCGAACUUACUGCUGAUCGUUGUAUCAAGCACAACAGGACACCAAACUGCAGAACCCUAGGCACCUUCAGGAAUGCAACACUGCAAGGCCCCUGCUCUACAACAAAGUAGCCUGCCGGGCGCUUACUACAGAUUGGAACAUGUACGUAAGCCUUCGCAUGCCUGUAGUUGCCCCAGCAAAGCAUCCAAACCAGGGAGCUCAUGUAGAUCACAGCGCGCCAGAUGUGCAACACUUGCAGCAGCUGCCUCUGUCGAGCAGACAGAAGCACCAAGCUGGGGCCCAACAACGGAGGUCUGGUCAAAGCACGCAAAGCUCAGCUAUGACACCUUGCAGGCUCGCUUCAAGGCUGCAGACCUUGAUGGGAAUGGAGUGAUUGAUCGCGAAGAGCUGAGAGCACUACUGGAAAGCACAGACAGCGGUGCUCAAUACUCCAUCACUCGGUGGCUGGAGGAUGAUGACUUGGACCGGAUCAUGCAGAACUACGAUGCCAACAAUGACGGAGUCAUCCAGUUUGAGGAGUUUAGCAAGCUGGCCCAGGACAACAUCCUCUUCACUGGCAAGAUAGAGGAGUAUGAGGCAGCCUUCAAGCUUGUUGACACUGAGGGAAAAGGCUCUGUCAAUGCCUCGCAGCUGGCGUCGCUGUUCCAAAGCCUGGGACACCCACUCCCCUAUGACAAGCUCACAAAGAUCAUGUCAGAGUACAACAUCUCCAACAAAGGGCAGGUCACAUUCCCAACCAUGAUGAAGAUGUUCCGCAAUGAGCUGCUGGACCUGAAAGAGAUCCUGGAGUACAUCAAGAUGCAGCCCUCCGAGGACGCCACCUCUAGCACGGACACGGGGCCCAAGAUGCACCCGGGCGAGGUGGUGGAGAUAGAGUCGGAGGAGGAAUUGGAUGCACUGCUGAGCGAGGACAAAGAAUCGCUGACUGUGCUGCUGGCCUCUUUAACCUGGUGCCGCCCCUGCAAGACCCUCGCCAAACCCCUGCAGACUCUGGCGCAGGCGUACCGUGAGGUGGGCUUUGUGAAAAUGUACGGCAACGCCAGCGAAGCCGCCAAGCACCUGUUCAAGGACCGGCUCAAGGCGCGUGUCACGCCCACCUUCUACUUCUUCCGCAACGGCGAGCUGCUGCACACGCACACGGGAGCCAACAAGAACAAGCUGGAAUACUAUAUGCGCCAGUGCCUCAAGCCCAAAGAGCGGCCGCCCAAUGAGCUGUUCCCAAUAACCACCCUGGGCGCAGGGGGCCCUCGCUGA
Molecule: messenger RNA, 1428 nt
Organism: Coccomyxa subellipsoidea C-169
Lineage: Eukaryota; Viridiplantae; Chlorophyta; Trebouxiophyceae; Coccomyxaceae
Product: EF-hand
Exons: 11
Coding region: 247-1428 (393 amino acids)
Cellular component (GO): cytoplasm
Molecular function (GO): calcium ion binding
Source: RefSeq, a predicted model, not a curated record